Messenger RNA from Anisakis simplex (herring worm), 243 nucleotides. The record is from the annotation of a GenBank genome assembly. NCBI's taxonomy places the organism in Eukaryota, Metazoa, Nematoda, Chromadorea, Rhabditida, Anisakidae.
AUGAAUCGAUUCCGUAAACAAGAUGAAACCGAUACGAUGACACGUAUCGCCAUCGUUGAGAAAGAUCGAUGUAAACCAAAAAACUGCGGUCUUGCCUGCAAGAAAUCGUGUCCUGUUGUGCGAAUGGGUAAACAAUGUAUCGUUGUUGAAACGCAAUCGAAACUUGCCGAAAUUUCGGAGACAUUAUGUAUUGGUUGCGGUAUAUGUGUGAAGGUUUGUGUUAUGCUCUGCAACUAUUCAUGA